UGGCGCGUGCGCGGUGCGCGCAGGCAGGGCGGGGCGCGUGCGCAGUGUCGCUCCCCGCGGGCCAUGGCGGGCGGCGGGGCCGUGCGGGCCGCGGUGGCCGCGCUGCUGCUGGCGGCCUGGAGCGCACACGGGCUCUAUUUCCACAUCGGCGAGACCGAGAAGCGCUGCUUCAUCGAGGAGAUCCCGGACGAGACCAUGGUCAUCGGGAACUACCGGACACAGCUGUGGGACAAACAGUCGGAGUCAUUCCUGCCAUCCACCCCCGGCCUGGGCAUGCACGUGGAGGUGAAGGACCCCGAUGGAAAGGUGGUCCUGUCGCGCCAGUACGGCUCCGAGGGACGUUUCACCUUCACCUCCCACACACCGGGCGAGCACCAGAUCUGCCUCCACUCCAACUCCACCCGCAUGGCGCUCUUUGCCGGCGGCAAACUGCGGGUGCACUUGGACAUCCAGGUGGGCGAACACACCAACAACUACCCCGAAAUCGCCGCCAAGGACAAGCUGACGGAGCUGCAGCUCCGCGCCCGGCAGCUCCUCGACCAGGUCGAGCAGAUCCAGAAGGAGCAGAACUACCAGCGGUACCGAGAGGAACGUUUCCGCAUGACAAGCGAGAGCACCAACCAGCGGGUGCUCUGGUGGUCCAUCGCCCAAACCAUCAUCCUCAUCCUCACCGGCGUCUGGCAGAUGCGGCACCUCAAGAGCUUCUUCGAGGCCAAGAAGCUGGUGUAGCCCCUCCCGUGUCACCCCACAGCCCUUGGGGGAACUACUGGGACCCAGACGGGGAGUGGGGAGGUUUGGGGGAGCCCUGCGUGCCAGCGGGGAGGGUCGGGGCCGGCCCCUGCGGUGGCGUUUUGUGGGAAAAUAAAGGAUUUUUGGGGUCGGA
Molecule: messenger RNA, 883 nt
Organism: Columba livia (rock pigeon)
Lineage: Eukaryota; Metazoa; Chordata; Aves; Columbiformes; Columbidae
Gene: TMED4
Product: transmembrane p24 trafficking protein 4
Exons: 5
Coding region: 64-729 (221 amino acids)
Biological process (GO): endoplasmic reticulum to Golgi vesicle-mediated transport; intracellular protein transport; positive regulation of canonical NF-kappaB signal transduction
Cellular component (GO): COPII-coated ER to Golgi transport vesicle; endoplasmic reticulum; endoplasmic reticulum-Golgi intermediate compartment
Source: RefSeq, a predicted model, not a curated record